Messenger RNA from Zasmidium cellare ATCC 36951, 636 nucleotides. RefSeq lists its product as uncharacterized. The coding region runs from base 1 to 636 and encodes 211 amino acids. Lineage: Eukaryota; Fungi; Ascomycota; Dothideomycetes; Mycosphaerellales; Mycosphaerellaceae. Gene Ontology annotation, molecular function: protein binding. The record is from RefSeq and is a predicted model, not a curated record. The transcript is spliced from 3 exons.
AUGGCGCAGGCUCCGGUAGAAAGGGCCAUCGGCGUGGCCAAACUCCUGACCAACCCAGUCUACAGCGACUUUACCCUCGAGUACGGGGACCAGAAGUGGAAAUUGCACAGAAUCGUUCUAUCCACGCAGUCCAGCUUCUUUGCCACUGCGUUCAAAGAGAUCGAAGAAGAACAAGAGGGGGCCGGCUGUAGACAUACCGAUCGAAUACGAGGAUGUGGUAGACGCCAUGCUGCAGUACCUCUACACUUCGGACUACUCCGGCACUUCCACCUCCUACGGCGAACCCUACGCCCACCCGCCCAUCGUGUCGACGUCCUCGUCUACACGCUAGCCGUCGCGGUCGACAUACCGCCGUUGGCGGAGAAAGCGGCGUCCAAAUUCUGCAAGCAUACAGAGACCGACUGGGCGACUCCAGGGUUCGCGCAGGCCGUGCGCGCGCUGUACGAGCAGGCUCCUAACAGCCGAACCAUGCGGAGAGUCGCCGUCAUGACCGCCGCUCGUCAUGCACAGGAGCUGUUACAUGAGAGCUAUGGGACGGAGUUUCGUGCGGUUGUUAAGGAGUGCAAGGCGUUUGGGGCUGAUGCCCAAAUCGCUGCGAUUGCGAGACAAAAGGGGCUUGGGAGGGGGACUGGUUGA